AUGACGUCGAUGAGGCCGUCGUCCAACGACCGCCUCAGCCAGGACGCCCUCCCGCUCGCCUCGCCCUCGGGCGGCAAGGCGUCCGUCGCCUCGUGCAUCAUCAAUCUCGCCUCGACUUGCAUGGGCACGGGCAUCCUCGCGCUGCCGUCGGCGUACCACCUGGGCGGCUUUGCCUCCGGCACGCUGCUCUGCAUCGCUUCCGCCGGCCUCUGCUCCCUCAGCCUGAAACUCCUCCUCAGCAGCGGAGAGAAGGUCAAGGCGCCCGCGACGUUUGCGACGGUGUGCGAGGCGGCGCUGCCAAACUCGGGGCUGCUGAUCGACUUUGCCGUCAUCAUCAACUGCGUGGGGUGCGCCGCCUCGUACCUCAUCGUCGCCGCCGACUGCUUCUCCGCGCUGGGCUUCCCGCGCAAGACGUGCGUCCUCGUCGCCAUCCUCGCCGUCUCGCCCGCGUCGCUCUUCCGCAACCUCGACACCCUCAAGGCGUCGUCGUCGGUGGCGAUCUGCUGCCUCAUCGGGAUCGUGCUGAUGGUGGUCGUGAUGGGGGUCGUCCCCACCGGCUCCGCCUUCGACCCGUGCCCCGGCGUCUCGGCCAAGGUCGGCCCUCACGGCCACUGCGGAGGCCCCGUCACCUGGGGCUCGACGGCGCCGAUGCGCGUCUUCUGCACGCUCCCGCUCUUCGUCAACGCGUACACGUGCCAGCAGAACGUGUACAAUGCCGUCGGCGAGCUCGCCAACCCGACAGCCGCGCGGAAGGCGCAGGUGGUCUACGGCUCGCCGCUGCUGCCGUUGCUGCUCUACCUCGUGAUCGCCUCGUGCGGCUACUUGACCUUUGGCGACAACGUCACCUCAAACAUCAUCAACGCCUACCCGGUCACGCCGUACGUCUCUGCGGCGCGCACCGUGCUUGGCAUCGUCGCACUCCGCCUCUCCCAGCCCUACUUUGAGUACGAGCACCGCGAGUCGCAGGCCCACCGCAAAGGCGUCGGCCGCAUCACGGUCGGCGUGCUCUUCCUCACCGGCUUCACCGCCUUCAGCGUGACCGACCUGGGCGCGAUCGUGUCGCUGGUCGGCUCGACCGGCGCCACCAUGAUCGCCCUCAUCGCCCCGGCGGCGGCGCAUUUGCUGCUCACCCGCUCCGAGCCGUGGGACGGCGUCAAGUACGCCGCCGCCGGCAUGCUCAUCCUCGGCCUGCUGAUCCUCCCCUCCAAGCUCUUUUGCGAGUGA
Messenger RNA from Emiliania huxleyi CCMP1516, 1224 nucleotides. RefSeq lists its product as hypothetical. Lineage: Eukaryota; Haptophyta; Isochrysidales; Noelaerhabdaceae. The record is from RefSeq and is a predicted model, not a curated record. Gene Ontology annotation, molecular function: amino acid transmembrane transporter activity. The coding region runs from base 1 to 1224 and encodes 407 amino acids. Gene Ontology annotation, biological process: amino acid transmembrane transport. The transcript has 6 exons.